This is a messenger RNA of Impatiens glandulifera, 1260 nucleotides long. RefSeq names its product F-box protein CPR1-like. The record is from RefSeq and is a predicted model, not a curated record. The coding region runs from base 112 to 1239 and encodes 375 amino acids. NCBI's taxonomy places the organism in Eukaryota, Viridiplantae, Streptophyta, Magnoliopsida, Ericales, Balsaminaceae. The transcript has a single exon. Gene Ontology annotation, molecular function: protein binding.
AAUACAAUAUAACUCUAAUUAUUUGAUUUAGGGUUCUUGGUCAAUCCAAAGAUCAAAAUCUGUGAUUAACAAAGUUUGAAUUUUUCACAUUUGUUCUUCUGUCGGUAGAAGAUGGCGUCAUUCUUUCCGGAUGAGAUUCUAGAAAACGUUCUUUGUCGGUUGCCUGUUAAGUCUCUGCUCCGUUUAAGGUGCGUUUCUAAAUCUUGGCUUUCUCUGAUUAGUAGCUCUCGUUUCGUCAAAUUGCAUCUGAACAGAUCAGUCCAAACCAAGAGCAACCUUAGCCUAUUCCUGACAACCGGCCGCGAAUUCUUUCGGUGGAAUUUGUAUUCCCUCGACCGCGAUCUUCGCCCGACGGAUGAGGUCGUAAACCACCCGAUCGAUAGCCAUCCGUUUAGGUGUAAGUGCUAUACAAUCGGCUCUUGUGACGGAUUGAUCUGCUUGUCAAAGGCCUUUGAUGAUGAUUCUGUCUAUUUAUGGAAUCCAUCAACAAAGAAAAUUAUAAAACUGCCUGAGUCACUGUCUAGCAAAGGCUACUAUGAUUGUUGUUAUGGAUUUGGUUACGAUAAUACUAAUGACGAUUACAAAGUGGUGAGAACUCGUUUGGAUAGAGAUGAUCAAGGAGACAUCAUUGAUUACCAUAUUCAGGUUUAUAGUUUGAGAUCCAAUUCGUGGCAUAUGCCAGAGAAGUUUCAUCACUGUCCAACUUAUCAAGAAAAAUUUGCCAUAGCUUGUGGAGCUCUGCACUGGACUUCAGAAAACAUAGAAGAUGAAAAGGAAAAUUGGAUUGUUGCAUUUGAUCUCGGGACAGAGAAAUACCGAGUAAUUCCACAGCCUGAGUACAGUGGUUCUAUUUGCUAUACAAGUUUGAAUAAUUUUGAAGGAUGCUUAUCAUUAUCUUGUAAUUACUACCCAAAUGAUGUUGUGGUUGUUUGGUUGCUAAAUAAAUAUGGUGAGAAAAAUGAAUAUUGGUCGAAAUUGAUUUCAUUUACACAUACAGAAGAGAUGGAUUACCCAGAUUCUAUAAAACCUGUUGCUUAUUCAAAAAGUGGUAAGAAAAUACUGUUGGAGAUGGAUGAUAAGAACCUUGUUUGGUAUAACUUAGAACAAGAGUCAGUUGAAGAUAUUGUGUUACAUGAUUUGGGACCUUUUUUUGAUGUCUACUCUUGCUUGGAAAGUCUAGUCUCCGUCGAUGUUACAGGCACAUCAGCUGAAGCUAUAACCAAUGCUAAGGAGAAUUGAAGAAGAAGAAAGAAAAGAAAU